CUCGUACUCGAACUCGUAUGUAGCUCCUGACCUCGCCAGCAUCCGCCCCGUUGCGUUUUUGGCCAUGUUUUCGUUUUGUGGCUCAACAAAGGAAACUGAAAGGAGAGACAGAGAGAGCGACAGAGACAGAGACAGAGAGAGAGAGUGUGAGAGCGAGUGGGAGAGUCAAUGGCGUCUGCUCCAUUUCCGAGCGAUUCGCGUUGAAAUAUUAGACCAGAAGCAGACUGUAGACAGUAGGCAGUAGACACAGGCUGCACAGACGCAAGGCGCCAACUUAUUGAUUCGUUUCGCUGUGUCCCCGCCGCCAGUACGCCAAUACUGUCCCCAAACCCCCGAAAAAUAAAAGAGAAAGCCUGAAAGACGAUGGCGGCGGCAGUGGCGGCAGUGGCGGAUGCUGUACGCCAACACAAAGAGGUCCGUGCCGUGCCGUAGUGAGAGCGAGAGCUCAGUGCGCGUCUGGCUGUGUGGAAGUUGGGUUCGAGCUGCUGUGCGGUUUUCUCUUUUGUUGAUUUCCUUUCGAAUGCAGUGGAAGUGAAAAGAAUUCGGAAGCUGCAGCACCAUGCCCACCACCUGUGUUUUUCAGCUGGAUCGCCUGAAUCCCAUCUACAACAGCGGCGAGUACAUAAGCGGACGCAUUCUGCUACGCACGGAUAAGGUGAAGCGCGUCAAUGCGGUCUAUGUGACACUGGAGGGCGAGGCCAAGGUUCAGUGGACAAUGAGCGGGAAGAGUGAGACGGCCAACUAUUCGGGCCAUCAGCAGUACCUGCACUCCCGCACCAAUGUCUUCGACAAUACACUGUUCCGUGCUGGCGUCCAUGUCUAUGUCCUGACACUGCGCAUCCCACCCGAUUGUCCGAGCACCUGCAAGGGUCCCUACGGCUACAUUGCCUACACCAUCUCCCUGACCAUCGACAAGCCCUGGGGAUUCGAUGAGAUCUUUCGCAAGCCCAUCACAGUGGUGCAGACAUUGGAUCUUAACUUCAAUUCCGAGUUUGCGCUGCCCGUCAAGGAUGAGAACAUUAAAUAUCUGUGCCAUUGGCCGUGCGUUUCGGGUCCGAUUUGCUCCUCUCUGGCAUUGCCUGCCUCUGGGUUUACGCCGCUGCAGGAAGUGCCCUUCCGCCUGGAGGUGGACAAUCAAUCGCCGCACUACGACAUCAUUGGCGUGGAGGUAUCCAUCAGGCAGCAUUUUGUCUUCCUCUCACGCAAACCCGUGAAGCGAAAUUUCUAUACCAAAACGCUGACCAAGGAACUGAUCACGGAUCGCACGCUGCGGCUGUCCAAGCGGCAGUAUGAGUCCAGCAUCUGUGUGCCCAUGGACACGCCCCGUUCCACGCUGAAUACCAAUUACAUUGUCUUUAUCCACUACACGCUGCAGGUGAAGCUAAAGACGGGCUGCUUCCAUUACGACACAGAUCUGUCGGUGCCCAUUGUUGUGGGCACCACACCGCUGCAUCAUUUCCGGAACACUGUCCACACCACACAGCCGACGGCGAGGACAACGACCCCAGAGCGGCAGCGACUGAUAGAGCGAGUGUCACCCCGUCCGCCAGUGGUGGCCGAGCAGGAGGAGGAGGAGGAGACCAGCCUGGAGGCGGCCACGGAUGAUCCGCAUCAGAGCAUAGACGAUGAUGAGCCGCCCUCGUACGACAGUUGCCUUCCACCUUCCUUCAGCUUUGCUACUCUGGCAGGCAGUCAACAGACCUUGGAGAGCCACGGCGGUCAGCAUGUGAUCCUCCAUAAAAUUCAUAUGCCCAAAUUUCCAGGCUUCAGCACCUUCAUUGGCAGGGCCCCGACCCAGGGCAUGGAGGAUUCCGGUCUGGAUAUGCAGCUGUAUCGUUCGUACGGCUCAUUGAACACCGAUCAAACGGGUCGCAGUCUGGACACCUUUGGCUCACUGUGUGGUCCGCUGUCCGAGCAAGUAGAGCUAGAGGCUGAGCAUGAGCAGGCGAAUGAAGUGCAGCUGGCGGUGCAGGUGCAGGUGGAGCCAGCACAAGUGCAUCAUCCACGUGCACGCGUGCGCCAGAGUACAGAGGACAUACAGGAUGAGCAUCUAUUUUAGGAAUAAAUCAAAGUGUCUUCAAUCGAUAGCGAUAUACGUAUUAACAUCCUAAGUAACAGUAACAUAAGUGUUCAGACCAAAAGGCUUAAACCAUACUAUAUAUAUAUA
Drosophila obscura is the source of this 2167-nucleotide messenger RNA. RefSeq names its product arrestin domain-containing protein 3. NCBI's taxonomy places the organism in Eukaryota, Metazoa, Arthropoda, Insecta, Diptera, Drosophilidae. Bases 560 to 2059 code for a protein of 499 amino acids. Gene Ontology annotation, biological process: protein transport. Gene Ontology annotation, cellular component: cytoplasm. The transcript has 4 exons. The record is from RefSeq and is a predicted model, not a curated record.